ACCGCCGUUUCCGGCAUGUUCAGAGCUACAAGAGCGAUGGAUCAGUGGAGGGCGGGGGAGAGACUCCAAUGCCCAGCGGGCUGUGCGCGGGCGGCGCUUGCGCGAACGGCGGACGGGGGGGCGGUCGGGCCAUUUAAAUGUGUGUUUGUGGGUGAAAUGGCUGCGCAGGUCGGAGCGGUUCGCGUAGUACGGGCGGUGGCGGCGCAGGAGGAGCCGGACAAAGAAGGGAAGGAGAAGCCCCAUGUUGGGGUCUCGCAGCGGGGAGUGAAGCGGCAGCGCCGGGCGAGCAGCGGGGGUUCUCAGGAGAAGCGGGGGCGGCCGAUCCAGGACCCUCCUCUCGCUCCCCCUCAUCGGCGGCGUCGGAGCCGCCAACAUCCCGGGCCGCUGCCUCCAACGAAUGCGGCCCCAACCGUCCCGGGCCCUGUGGAGCCUCUGCUCCUGCCGCCUCCGCCGCCGCCGUCGCUGGCGCCCGCCGGGCCCGCUGUCGCUGCCCCGCUCCCGGCCCCGGGCACCUCGGCCCUCUUCACCUUCUCGCCCCUGACGGUGAGCGCGGCCGGGCCCAAGCAUAAGGGCCACAAGGAGCGGCACAAGCACCAUCACCACCGCGGCUCCGAUGGUGACCCCGGCACCUGCGUUCCGGGCGAUCUGAAGCACAAGGACAAGCAGGAAAACGGCGAGAGGAGCGGAGGGGUGCCUCCGAUCAAGGCCCCCAAGAGAGAAACAGCAGAUGAAAAUGGUAAAACCCAGAGAGCUGAUGAUUUUGUCUUGAAGAAAAUAAAGAAGAAAAAGAAAAAGAAACAUCGAGAGGACAUGCGAGGAAGACGCCUUAAAAUGUACAAUAAGGAAGUACAAACCGUCUGUGCUGGCUUGACCCGCAUCAGCAAAGAAAUUCUUUCUCAAGGACAGCUAAAUAGCACUUCAGGAGUUAAUAAGGAGUCCUUCAGGUAUCUGAAGGAUGAACAGCUGUGCAGAUUAAAUUUGGGCAUGCAAGAAUAUCGGGUGCCCCAGGGAGUACAGACACCUUUUACAACGCACCAAGAACAUUCUAUUCGCAGAAAUUUCUUAAAAACAGGUACUAAAUUUAGCAACUUUAUUCAUGAAGAACAGCAGUCCAAUGGCGGUGCUCUUGUCCUUCAUGCGUACAUGGAUGAACUCUCAUUUUUGUCUCCAAUGGAGAUGGAGAGAUUUUCUGAGGAGUUUCUUGCUUUGACAUUCAGUGAAAAUGAGAAAAAUGCUGCCUACUAUGCUUUAGCAAUAGUGCAUGGAGCGGCUGCCUAUCUCCCAGACUUCUUGGACUACUUUGCUUUUAAUUUUCCCAACACUCCAGUGAAAAUGGAAAUUUUGGGCAAGAAAGAUAUUGAAACAACCACCAUUUCAAAUUUUCACACUCAGGUCAACAGGACAUAUUGCUGUGGAACCUACCGAGCAGGUCCUAUGCGGCAGAUCAGUCUUGUUGGAGCAGUAGACGAAGAAGUUGGUGAUUAUUUCCCAGAGUUCCUUGAUAUGUUAGAAGAAUCACCAUUUCUAAAAAUGACUUUGCCCUGGGGUACACUUUCCAGCCUCCAGCUACAGUGUAGGUCUCAGAGCGACGAUGGGCCUAUAAUGUGGGUGAGGCCAGGAGAACAGAUGAUCCCCACAGCAGAUAUGCCAAAGUCGCCCUUCAAAAGACGACGAUCAAUGAAUGAAAUUAAAAAUCUCCAGUACCUACCUCGGACAAGUGAACCCCGAGAAGUCCUCUUUGAAGACAGGACAAGAGCUCAUGCUGAUCAUGUAGGUCAGGGGUUUGACUGGCAGAGUACAGCUGCUGUUGGUGUUCUGAAGGCUGUACAGUUUGGCGAAUGGAGUGACCAGCCUCGCAUAACCAAAGAUGUGAUUUGUUUUCAUGCUGAGGACUUCACUGAUGUUGUACAGAGACUACAGUUAGACCUUCAUGAACCUCCAGUUUCCCAGUGUGUACAGUGGGUGGAUGAAGCAAAACUAAACCAAAUGAGGAGAGAAGGUAUUCGCUAUGCUAGGAUUCAGCUUUGCGACAAUGAUAUCUACUUCAUCCCUAGAAAUGUCAUUCAUCAGUUCAAAACAGUGUCAGCAGUAUGCAGCUUAGCCUGGCAUAUAAGGCUUAAACAGUACCACCCUGCUGUGGAAGCCCCUCAAAACCCAGAGAGCAACUCCAACAUGGAUUGUGGUUUAGCAGUUGACUCCCAGUGUGUGAGAAUAAAAAGCGAACCAGAGGAAACACGCACAGAGGUGCAGCUUUCGACAACUGCCUCUUCAUCGUUCCCACCUCCAUCAGAACUUCACCUACAGGACCUGAAGACUCAGCCUAUUCCAGUUUUCAAGGUGGAGAGUAGACUGGACUCUGACCAGCAGCAGCACAGUCUGCAGGAACAUCCAAGCACUCCUGUGUGAUGUGUACAUAUUCAAACACAUUUUUUAACUUUUUUAAAUUUUGAUGUGAAGUUAUAGUUUUAUAACUGGCUUAAGUUAAGUUUUAUUGGAGAAAUCUUGCCUAUAAUUCUAUAAAGAGAAAUGACAUU
Acomys russatus (golden spiny mouse) is the source of this 2534-nucleotide messenger RNA. RefSeq names its product round spermatid basic protein 1 (gene Rsbn1). The record is from RefSeq and is a predicted model, not a curated record. The transcript has 7 exons. Lineage: Eukaryota; Metazoa; Chordata; Mammalia; Rodentia; Muridae. Bases 16 to 2406 code for a protein of 796 amino acids. Gene Ontology annotation, cellular component: nucleus.